Molecule: messenger RNA, 2570 nt
Organism: Durotheca rogersii
Lineage: Eukaryota; Fungi; Ascomycota; Sordariomycetes; Xylariales; Xylariaceae
Exons: 1
Coding region: 476-2278 (600 amino acids)
Source: RefSeq, a predicted model, not a curated record
CGCCGCGCCUUCUCGUCUACUCGUAGUUCAUCUCGUUCGGUAGGUACCUUGUUCGUCUUCGAUCGUACCUGAGGUACCCUGAGGUUACGUUAGGCACGUACCUGUAGGUAGCUAUGUACGUACCUCUGCAUAGGCCCGGAGCCGGGAUAGCACUGCCGGCUGGCAAGAGCUGAUUAGGCCUGCCUGCCAGUUUCUCCCGAUUGUUACCCCACUGCACUAGCCCUACUGCGGGCAAUAGGUACCUGCCUAGGUAAGGCAAAUUGAAGAUACUGUAAUCGAUGUGCCAUCUUCCCAAGGUUAUGCCUACACACCUCAUACAUACCCGAAUUCACAAAUCCGCCCGCGCGAGGUUCCUUAUCCCCCUUUCUAGCAGGGAGCAAGGAGGGAAGGAGGAUAAAAAGGAGAAACGGAACCGAUAGACAUUAACCUAGGCACCGUCCGAGAUUGGCCACCCGAUACAUCGGCACCCGACAUCAUGUCAUCAUCAAGCGGCCUCGGCCGGACGCGCUCCAUGCGAAAGCCCGCUGCCGGGAGCAACGCAUCUGGCCAGAGAGACGGGCCCGCGACGACGCGUGGCGAGGCUAGGAACGUCUCGCCGAGCCGACUCCCCACGAAACCCGCCAUGACAACGCGGUCGACCGCAGCAGGCACCACCACCAUCUCUUCCUCUUCAGCCGCCCCGUCACGCACGAGAACGACCAGCUCCGUCACGGGUCGGCCGCCCUCGGGCAUUCUCAGCAAGCCUCCGUCGGCACGUCAAGACCACGCCGGGACUGCGCCCGCGAAACCUCUGGGCCGGGCGCCCUCCGCACGGCAGGUCUCGUCCUCUGCAGCCGCGCCGCCGCCAGCCGCCUCGUUCGCCGCGGCGAGCCGCUCCACGUCUAGCACGGCCUCGAAUAGCAGCACGGGUCGGCCGAGGUCGUCCGGCGGCCCGCCUCCGACGGCGGCUAAUCGAGAUCGCCAGACCGUUCACUCACGUUCUAAAUCUACCAUAACGAGCCUAACCGCCGCCACGACCCUCCACCCGGCGCCGCAGCAACCGCCCCCCUCCGCUGCCUCAUCGGACCCCUCGAGCUCCGGUGCCGCUACCGCUGCUGCCACUACGAGCUCGGGCCCGCGAACGCGCUCUCAGACCCACGCGCGCGCGAGAUCUCAAUCCGUCACCACACAGGCCACCACCCAACACCAACCCCAACGCCCACUGUACCACCCCCCGGCAGCAGCGGUGGCGACCGCCGCCCUCGCUAACCGGCCCGCCUUCAACACCCAUCAGCAGCACUACAGCCCUGCCAAAUCGCUCCGGCCGAAGCCGCUAACCUCGACCUUCCUCGCGCCGCCCUCGCCCUCGAAGUUACCUGCCAAUGUCGCCCUCUCUGCCGAGACGAGCCGGUUGCAGACGGAGCUCUUGCAGCUCUCGCUCUUACGGCGCGAUGCCCCCGCGGUCGAUGCCGAGUGGCACGCGAGCGCCCGCGCCACCCUCGGCGCCCGCUUCGCCCGCCUCGCCGCCGACCACGACGCCCUGGUGCGCCGAGAGCGGGACGGCGUCGAGACGAGUAACGCGGCCGCGCUUGCGCGCUGGGGGAACGCUACCACCCCCGACGCCGCCGCCAGCGGGGGGCUCGGGCUCGGGCUCGGGCUCGAGGCCAAGCUGCAGAUCCUCGACGAGGUUCUCGACGGCGUGUGGCAGCUCGGCGAGCCCGGCAGCAGGUACCAGCGCGUGGCGCGCCGGUUCGAGGCCUGGGCCGACCGCGCGGCAGACAUCGCCGCGGCGCGGCGCGCCGGCGACAUCGCGGCCCUCGUCGACGACGGCGACGAGGUACGGUUCCUCGGCGGGCUCGACGCCGCGUGGAAGCAGGAUCGCGCCGGGCUCGUCCGCCGGCUCGAUGGCUGGCGCGCGUCGCUGCGCGAGCUGGGGCCGCCCGCCGAUCUCUCUACUGUCGAUGACGGUAACGACGGAGUGGUGGUGGUACCCGGUAAACGCAAAACGGCGAAAAGAGAAGUAGGGAAGGGGGGAGCGGGAGGAGCAGGAGACAAAACGCCGGAGAGCGACGGCGCAGACACGGGCCUCGCGCGCGCGCUGCGCGGCGCGACCGCCCUCGUGGGCGACAUGCUCGCCGAGCUCGCCGUCAUGGAGGAGAUCCAGCGCGAGGCGGCGCGGGCCGAGGACGCUUGGAUCGAGAGCAUGGACCGGGCGAUCGCGGCCGAGGACUACGGCGACGGCGCCGCUGGGGCCGCGGCGGAGUCGACGUACGUGCCGCUGUGGAAGCUGGCGGUAUAAUGUACCGCUCAACUAUUACCGGGGAGGUUGCUUGUGGAGGAAUAUACUUACGAUGCCACGGCGCGGGAGUUGUGACUCGGGUGUGAGAAGACCCCAAGGAGACUCUGGGCUGGAUUCAGACAGUGGAUCCCGCCACGAUCCGUAUUCUGUAGUGCUUGCCAGGACGGAUACACGUCAGCGUGCGUAUGGGUGGACGGAUAGAUGAUCCCGCGCUUCACGGCAAGCUACGGAAAUGAGUACACCUAUUUAGCUAGCUACCUAGGGAGACAGGCUUUGAGCUUAUUCGUCAGAG